AGAGUCAGUAGCUGGAUUAUAACGGGGUGGUCGCAUCUCUCCCUCUCCUGUGCGCGUGCCUCGAGCUUCAGUCUGCUGACACAACCUCCACGAGGACAGUCUGCGCUCGUGUCAUUGGGACUCUAUGUGGAUACGAACCCGUGGACGCCAACAUCCAUGGAUAAGUGAGAUUUCCAGUGCGCGACCCUUUUCAUGAAAUUAGACUGGUGUAGAAGUCCAGCAGAGGACCAGUGCUUCCCCCCAUCUCCCAGUGUGCACCUGGCCCUGUAUGUGAGAGCACCUGCCCCUGUAUGACCCCCCUGCCAGAGCCCCUGUCAGAGCCCCUGUCAGACUGCUGAAGGACCGGAGCAGAGCCUGUUGAUGCGUCUCCCUGAGAAGCUCUCCCUCAGUACUAUGAACUGUGAGCAGGACUUUGGGGAUGUCACCCUCACACUACGACUGCUCAUGCACGGAAAGGAGGUCGGCAGCAUCAUAGGAAAGAAAGGAGAAACUGUGAAAAGAAUACGAGAAGAGAGCAGUGCGAGGGUUAACAUCUCAGAAGGAACAUGUCCGGAGAGGAUCAUAACCAUCACUGGCUCCACUGACAGCGUCUUCAGGGCCUUCACUAUGAUCACAUACAAACUGGAGGAGGAUCUGACAGCAUUAGUGGCCAACGGCACCAUAAGCACCAAACCCCCAGUCACACUGCGCCUGGUCAUCCCCGCCAGUCAGUGUGGCUCUCUCAUUGGGAAGGGAGGGGCCAAAAUCAAAGAGAUCAGAGAGGGCACUGGAGCUCAGAUCCAGGUGGCGGGGGACUUGCUGCCGAAUUCUACUGAGCGAGGGGUGACGAUAUCAGGCAGUCAAGACUCUGUCAUCCAGUGUGUCAAACUCAUCUGUAAUGUAAUCCUGGAGUCUCCCCCAAAAGGAGCCACCAUCCCGUACAGACCGAGCCCCUCCCCCGCUGCCUUCCUCAUCGCCGGAAACCAGAUGUUCGAAGCAUCAGAAUAUGCCCCACACCCACUGUACUCGGUCACACAGGGAGCUCUGGACCUCCAGCAGGCAUAUGCUUUGCAGAACCACUAUGGGAUUCCACAGUCUGAGCUUGCCAAAUUACACCAACUGUCUCUGCAGCAGGGCCUCAGUCCAGUCUCCCAGGCCUCCACCAUUAUACCUGGGCUGGACUCGAACUCUCAGACAUCUCAGGAGUUUCUCAUACCCAACGAUCUGAUCGGCUCCAUCAUUGGUCGGCAGGGGACUAAAAUCAACGAGAUCCGGCAGGUUUCUGGAGCCCAAAUCAAGAUCGGGAGCCAACUGGACGGGACCACCGACCGCCAUGUUACUAUCACCGGAACUCCAGUCAGCAUCAACCUGGCACAGUACCUGAUCACCUCCUGUUUAGAGACAGCCAAGUCCACUGCACAGGCUACCAGUAUGUCUGCCCCAGUCGACCUCAACAUGCCCUUUGCUCAGCCCUCCUCUCCGGCCACCUCCCCUGCACCCUCCCUGGCCACAAUGGGUGCCCUGACACCCGCUCAUGUGCUGGGUGCUCCUUAUGGUGCAGCUCUCCCUCUGUCUGGUCUGCUGGGAGUCAAAUCGAUCCCAUUUCUGACUCUCUCCAACCCUGCUCCAAAUGUGGCGGCGACGGCCGCUCCCUCCCCUAUCGCUGCGUAUACAACCAAGAUCUCCACGGCUAACUGUAUCAAGAAGCCUGAGAGGCAGAAGUUUGCUCCUUACUGAAGUUAAACCAGAACUUCUCCAACCUUACAUAGCCAUAGCCGCUGGCACAGACUAUUUUAACUUUUAUUUACAAAGACCAACGAAGAUGAAUUUUAAAAUAUUUAUGAAUUGAAAAUAUUUUGAAGCUUCCAACAAAAGGCGGACUUGUCACUGUUACAACGUUUUGGCUCAUUUCCUUCUUGGCUCAUCAUCACAGUUUUUAGUUUCUGUCAGAUGCCCUUCUUGUUGCACCAUGGAAACAGCACAAUAACACAUCUGAUUAAUACUCUUUUGUGGAUGUUGUAAAAAGAGUUGGUCUUUUAUUUGAGCAGAUUCUAUGUUCACAGUUUGAAGGUUGUGCCCUCUUAUGUUUGGCUCAUUGAAAGUUCAUUCUCACAUUAUCUGCCUCCUGGUGUGAAGUGAUUGACUUCUUUUUUAAUACCUGAUUACCAUCAUAAAGUAGUUCUUUAUUUAUCCGGGCUGGGGGUGACAAAAGUACACUGGCUUGUGACUUUUUGUUGCUGGAUAUUAUUACUGAGGACUAGAAUACAUGUUGGGGGCUCAUUCAACAAAAACAUGUUAUAACCAUAUCUGUCUAAAGGCACUGGUCAACUGUACUGAUCCUAUAUCUGUAAAUGAACCUUAUACAAAGUUCUCCAAGUACAAUGCUUUUCUAUGUUAUGUUUGCCUGAUGAGGUUUAUAAAUGUUUGUAAUUGUCUAGGGGAUUUUUUUUUAAUAAUUUGAGCAAUGAUACUGUACUGACUGUUCUGUGUACAAUUCAGUGUAAAAUCUUAUUUUGAAUG
Messenger RNA from Boleophthalmus pectinirostris (great blue-spotted mudskipper), 2499 nucleotides. Its product is annotated as poly(rC)-binding protein 4-like. Gene Ontology annotation, biological process: negative regulation of mRNA splicing, via spliceosome. NCBI's taxonomy places the organism in Eukaryota, Metazoa, Chordata, Actinopteri, Gobiiformes, Gobiidae. Gene Ontology annotation, molecular function: mRNA binding. Gene Ontology annotation, cellular component: cytoplasm; nucleus. Bases 361 to 1716 code for a protein of 451 amino acids. The record is from RefSeq and is a predicted model, not a curated record. The transcript is spliced from 14 exons.